UGCAGACGGCUGUCGGGUCCUGUCGAGUGGCAUACCGGGCUCCGAAAGGCUGCAGAGGAGGAGAAUUUACACGGAGACAGCACAACUAUUCAACCAGAAAUACAGAAACUCACUCUUUUCCGUUGGCUAUAAAAUGAAAAGAUUAUACAUCAUUGACCUGGAUUGGAAGAAACAACACAUGCGACUCUAACGGACGACCUGAAUAAAGGAAUUCACAUUUUUGGGUGGAUUUGGGAGCUCACGAAACAUUAUUUUGGAGUGGCAAGCAAGUUUGGAAAUAUCCCCGAAACGGAACAAAUACUCCCAAGCCUUCACGAUGGAGGAGCAACAGUGCUACUACAACGAGACCAUUGCUUUCUUCUACAACCACAGUGGGAAGUAUCUGGCCACAGAGUGGAACACGGUCAGCAAGCUGGUGAUGGGUCUGGGCAUCACGGUGUGCAUCUUCAUCAUGCUGGCCAACCUGCUGGUCAUGGUGGCCAUAUACGUCAACCGGCGCUUCCACUUCCCCAUCUACUACUUAAUGGCCAACCUGGCUGCCGCAGACUUCUUCGCAGGCUUGGCGUACUUCUACCUGAUGUUCAACACGGGCCCGAACACACGGCGUCUCACCGUCUCGACGUGGCUGCUCCGUCAGGGCCUCAUCGACACGUCCCUCACGGCGUCUGUGUGCAACCUCCUCGCCAUCGCCAUUGAGCGGCACAUCACGGUGUUCCGCAUGCAGCUGCACACGCGCAUGUCCAACCGGCGCGUUGUCGUGGUGAUAGUGGUCAUCUGGACCAUGUCCAUCGUCAUGGGAGCAAUCCCGUCGGUGGGAUGGAACUGCAUCUGUGACAUUGGCACGUGCUCCAGCAUGGCGCCGCUGUACUGCAACUCCUACCUGGUGUUCUGGGCUGUCUUCAACCUGCUCACCUUCCUGGUCAUGGUGGUUCUGUACGCCCACAUCUUUGUUUACGUGAGGCAGAGGACCAUGAGGAUGAGUAGACACAGCUCUGGGCCGCGCAGGAACAGAGAUACGAUGAUGAGCCUGCUUAAGACGGUCGUUAUCGUAUUAGGUGCGUUUAUAAUCUGCUGGACUCCGGGCCUCGUCCUUCUCCUACUAGAUGUGUUCUGCUCCAGCUGCAAUGUCCUGGACUUUGAGAAAUUCUUCCUGCUGCUGGCUGAGUUUAACUCUGCCAUGAACCCCAUUAUCUACAGUUACAGGGACAAGGAGAUGAGCGCCACCUUCAGGCAGAUCCUGUGCUGCCAGCGUCAGGAGAAUGUCAACGGUACUGUGGCGGAGGGCUCGGAUCGCUCCGCCUCUUCCGUCAACCACACCGUGCUGGGUGGAGGGAGGCAGAGCAACGACCACUCUGUGGUGUGAGCGGCCGGGCUGCAGCCAGGGAGGGCUGCAGCCAGGGAGGACUGCAGCGCGGAGCCCAGCCGUGGCCUGGAGACGGACGGUGGAACCAAGGAGGCGACUGGGAGACUGUAGGCCCUUAAGAAAGACCAUGGUGACAUUAUGAAGACGAUCAAGAAGUUAACGCCCUUUAUCUCUGAGGGUCGGAAGAUGUAGGCAGUCCACAGACUCUGAUUGGUUGGUUUUUUUCUAUGUUGUUGUUGUUGUCAUCAGAGAUGUUUUUUUUGGGACUGAUCUAUAAUGAUGUGAAACUUGCCAGUAUAUAACUCUACUCUAGAUACUUCCCUCUCUCUAAGUGAACGUCAGGCCUUCCAAAUUGCAUCUUAUUUCCAUUUUUGUGCACUAGUUUUGAAUUAAAAAGAGAAUCAGGUGCAAUUUGGGACAGUUGCUAAUGAACCUGAAAGAGGAAGUGUCUGUCCAUCAGUCCGUCCAGUCAAUCUUUCUGUUGAACAUGCCAUCCCAGAAACAGUAUGAAGCUGGUUUAUAAUGGAUUUCACAAAUGUUUAUUGUAAUGAAACGUUAGCAAGUGUUACCACAAAACAUUGUGUGAAGGAUGUCUUAUUAACAACUUUAACAGACUUUAGUCCUUCACCAUGAUCACACCACUUAGAUUCAUGUUGCCGUCUGUAUUCUGUGGUUCAACUGGACUAAAGUGGACCCACUCUCCCCUGUGGACUUCAUCAUCAUCAUCACCAACUAACUAAUCUGCAAAAACAAACGCUGCUUUCCUACCAGGCAAGGUCAAAGGUCCAAAGCUGACUCAAUCUGAGGCAGUCAUCUGGGUUCCAGCCUUGUUUCAUUUCAUGUGACUGUAGCUAAGUAUGUUGUUCCUGUUUUUGUCAAUUCUACCAAUGAUCUUGGUUGUAUGGGCUAUCCCUCCAUAACCUCCAGAUGGACCAAGGACCAUAUCUAGACCCACCAAUGUACCACCAAUGUUGUGUCAGAAAUAAAAUCAUGAAAUUA
Molecule: messenger RNA, 2362 nt
Organism: Esox lucius (northern pike)
Lineage: Eukaryota; Metazoa; Chordata; Actinopteri; Esociformes; Esocidae
Gene: lpar1
Product: lysophosphatidic acid receptor 1
Exons: 3
Coding region: 317-1363 (348 amino acids)
Biological process (GO): phospholipase C-activating G protein-coupled receptor signaling pathway; neurogenesis
Cellular component (GO): membrane
Molecular function (GO): lysophosphatidic acid receptor activity
Source: RefSeq, a predicted model, not a curated record